This is a messenger RNA of Corythoichthys intestinalis (scribbled pipefish), 4814 nucleotides long. RefSeq names its product gastrula zinc finger protein XlCGF52.1-like. Gene Ontology annotation, molecular function: RNA polymerase II cis-regulatory region sequence-specific DNA binding; DNA-binding transcription factor activity, RNA polymerase II-specific; chromatin insulator sequence binding. Gene Ontology annotation, biological process: regulation of transcription by RNA polymerase II. NCBI's taxonomy places the organism in Eukaryota, Metazoa, Chordata, Actinopteri, Syngnathiformes, Syngnathidae. The coding region runs from base 421 to 1764 and encodes 447 amino acids. The transcript has 2 exons. The record is from RefSeq and is a predicted model, not a curated record. Gene Ontology annotation, cellular component: nucleus; chromosome.
AAGGGUCAAACAGUCAGACAGGGCCUGUUUACAGAAAAGCUCAACUAUCGCUAACCUUAAUCUUUUCGAAUAAUGUAAUGUUAAAACGGGACGAUGCCUCUAAACAGUGCGUUUGUCUUAAAUUUAGUUGAGAAAAAUAUGAUUCCAACUUCUUUUUCAUCUAAAUUCGUCUCGGCGUAGAUUGUAGCAUCUUCGGCCUGGUUUAGCCUAGCUAGCUUAGCUUUGUAGCCGCUAACAAAAAGAUUUCGAGUUCGGGAUCUAACACAUCGCCAAGUUGCCAGAGAUCAACUGGAGGCCGAAAGAAAGUGUGUGAACCAUUCUGGUAAACAACCCAAAAGUACGAGGAGGGAUUUUGUGGAACAAAAGAGGAGAACUAGCGAAAAGGUCGACAAAGCGACGCAGUUUGUUUGCAAAAUCAAAAUGCAGUCGAGAGUUGGAUUCGGCACAGCAGACAUCAGUGAAGCCAUCAGUCCUGAGUGGAAGGAGCCAGAGCCCCCAACCAUGAAACUAGAAGCUGAGGACGGUGAAGUCCUCCACAUGCAAGAAGAAGGGGAAAUGGCGUUCCUUCAUAUUAAAGAGGAGGAUGAGGGGCUUUGGCUCAACAUCAAAGAGGAAGAGGAAGAUCCAACUUACAGUGAAUGGGAGAGCAACCUCAGCAAAUUGCAAUGGGAUAGUGUGCCUUUGAAGACAGAAGAUGAUGAAGGUCCAAGCGAGGCAUGCAGCAGCAGCUCAAGUCAACACAUGACAACAGAAGCGGAUGGAGAGCACCGCGAAGGAUCACGAGGCGACGGACUCUUAGCCCCGCUGUCGGAUAGCGACGACGCAAUGUCACGCCUUGCUCACGACGAUAAUUGCGACGAGUCCGAGGGCACAGGUGACAAACGCUGGAGUUGUUCCCAGUGUGAGAAAACCUUUGUAUCUAAGUGGGAUUUGAAGCAACAUGUGAGAAUACACACGGGAGAGAAACCUUAUGCUUGCUCGGUGUGCGGUCAGAGUUUCUCUCAAAGGGGAUAUUUAAAAGUACACUCUCGAACGCACACCGGUGAAAAACCAUUUUCCUGCUCUGUUUGUGGACAAACGUUCUCUGUGAAGGGGAAUUUGUUAAGACACUCAAGAACACACACAGGAGAGAAACCUUUCGCCUGCUCAGUUUGUGAUCAAAAAUUCUCAAAUAAGGGAAAUUUGUUAAGACAUGCAAGAACACACACUGGCGAGAGACCUUUUUUCUGCCUAUUUUGCGGUCAAAGGUUCUCUCACAAUCAACACUUAACCAUACAUACGCGAAUCCACACUGGAGAGAAACCAUUCGAGUGUUCGGAUUGCGGUCAAAGAUUCACCCAGAAGGGAGACUUAAAAAUGCACACUAGAAUCCACACUGGGGAAAAACCUUUUCCCUGCUCUGUCUGCGGUCAAAGAUUCUCUCACAAGGGGAAUUUGAUCCGGCACACGAGAACGCAUGUCGGAGAGAAACCUUUUUCCUGUGCAGUUUGCAGUCAAAAGUUCUCUCAUAAAGGAAACUUGAUGAGACAUGAGAGAACGCACGUUGAGAAGAAACAGUUUUCCUGUUCGGAUUGCGGUCAAACAUUCGCUGUUGAGAGAAACUUGACAAAACACAAAAGAGUACAUACAGGAGAAAAACCUUUUUCCUGCACGGUUUGCGGUCAAACGUUCCCUCACAAGGGAAGCUUGCUAAGACACACAAGAACGCAUAGAGUGGAGAGAAAACUUUUGCCUGCUCCGAUUGCAGUCAAAGAAUCACUCUGAAGGAAGGGCUUGGGCAAAGACACAAACAUGCUGAUGAAAAAAGCCUAGCAUCAUUUAACCUAUUGGCCGUCAUAGGCAAACCAGAGUUGCUUGAAAAAGAUGUUUUUACAUCAACCGCUCAUAACUUGAGCAUAUUACCAUUGAAAAUACUCAAACUAAGUUUAACACAUCACCUUACCCAUCCCCAGAUUAGCUUGAAUGUUUUAAUAAAAUAAAUUAUUUGCUGCAAUUGACAGUGAUAGAUGAACCAGAGUUGCUUCAAAAUUAGCUGUUUUUACAACAAGCAUACAUAACUAGCAUAUUCACACUUACAACUCUCAAAUUAAAGAAAUACAUAAAUACCUUUAUUACUCCCAAAUCUAUGCAACCCCAAAAGGGUCCAAAUUAAAUAAAACAUCAUUUUGAAAUAAAUACCAUUUUGAUGAAGAACAAAUUUUGUAAUAUGCAAUAUUUGAUCAUUUUACAAAAAAGCAUUUUUCAGUUUUUUUUUUUUUUUUUUCAAUUUCAUGCCUUUUCAUUUCAUAAUGUCGUUUUUCAGCACAAUGAGAUUUUACAAGAUAAAAGCAUUUUUACAUUUUUUUUCCAUAAUGCCUUUUUUCACAAUGACAUUUUUACUUCAAUGUCAUUUUUCAGCCAAAUAAAUUGUCUUCUGUCAAUCAAAUACAUUAAGGGCGGAGUCAGUUAAGCAAUAGCGUACCACACGUAACAUGGCACCUUUGCUCUUUAAUAUUCAUGACGUUAGCAACUGUUUCGGGGGGGUCCAAACUCACGUUUGUCCCUCAUGCUAGAUGCAUGUAAAUAGCGUACAAAUCAGAUGCUUAAUAAGCUAAACCUACCAAUUAUGUCCGAAAAUGAUGUCCCUGGUGCCAAAUUCACUAGUAAAGAUGUGGAAGAACAUAGACAUGUUUAGUUAAAGAGAUGGCUUGAGUGCCAGGGCUGAAAAAGAUAGGAAAAAGUGCCGACCUGAACCAGAUGUAGCUUUUUUUAUCGAUAUCUUUUUCUUGUGUUCAUUACCUUACACUACUGCCAAUGACAUUCUCCUAUUUCAACAAGCUAUCCUUUACCACCAUGUGCCUUGUCGUUCUUAUAUUUUGUAUCCUCUGGUUGUCUUACAUCUCUACGACCGUUCUUGGGGGUAAUUUAUAUGGCUAUUUUUGUGAAGCUAUCGCAAAUGCUACUCAGUGACAGCCAACGAACAGUUUUAUUUUUUUUUCCAUUAAUAACAAAUUUUAAUUCUAUUAAUUUAUUUUAUUUACACUUCCCCCUUACUAAGAUUGUUUCUUUACAACAGAAAAGGUAAAGCUGUCAAAUCUAGAGCCUACCUGUGGGCAUGAACAGGCUUACUACAAAAAGACAAAGGCCAAACUUGGCUAAUUUAUUUAAAUAUCCGUAUUUUAGAAAAAUGGGCCAACAUGACUUGUGAUAUAUAAAUAAAACAAAUUUUACGUCAUACAUUGUCAGACAGAAGCAGCACGGCCAAACGCCACGCUAAAAAAUAAGUAAAAUUAUUAAAAUGGCUUACCUCUUCGUGGCAGGCAAUGGAUCAGGGUUCUCAUCUGUAGGACCAUGGCCUCCAACAAAUGUUGACUGCAUAUGAAGGUGAAUGGCUUCACUUAUAUGGCGUUAAACUGGUCUAUUGGACGUCCGCACAAGUUGACCCAUUGUUCACAUUUUUUUCCUCCGAGUUUUUGGCUUCCGGAAACGUAUGAAGAAAACAUCCUUCAUAUGUGAACGGUCGUAAUGUCGAGAUUCGUUUCUACAAGUUCCAUAGCAGCAGUGUUUACUCAGUGUUUACUUCUUUUUUAAAAAAGAAUGGCGGCAGAAAACAAGCAGUACUAGCAUGGGUUGUAUGUGAGUGUGCUUGUAUGUUGACCCCCUUCUGGUUUACGAUGGGACGUCACGCUGCCUUGCGACCUAAAAAUAGCAUUCAUAUGGUAUGCUAUUGGCUGGAUUGUAGAGUCUGGUCGUUAGUAUUUGGUAAUGUUGAUGAACUGUUAGGAAAACUUCCAGAAAGCAUCUUAUCAAAAACAGACUGCUGCUGAAAUCGUUGCCCAGGCUGAGGUAAAAGCCUAAAGUACUAUCCAACUGGACCGCAACUUUUCUGAGUGACUGAGAGUGAUGCUAUGGAAUGCCUGCGCAGAUAGCCAGACUAUCCAGCCAAUUCCUUAACUGACUAUGACUCCGCCUUAUGUAUUAGAUUGACCAAAGAAUAUUAAUUGGGUUCAAAAACGACAUUAUGAAAUAAGGCUAUUGUGGAAAAAAGCAUUGUGAAAUUAAAAAAAAAAACUUUGAAAAAGGCUUUUUUCUUGUAAAAUCUUUUUCAUAAUAUUACACAAUUAGUUUGUUGUCAAGAUCGUAUUUCAAAAUGUUUUAAAUUGAUUUGUACUGUUUUGGAGUUUCAAAUCAGCUGGAAUGUUUUUAUAAAAUAAGUCAUUGGCUGACAUUGACGGCAAUAGACGUCCAAUCCAUUUGGACUAUUGCUGUAAAUGCCAAUGAAUGAUUACACCUGCACACACACAAUUUUUUUAAAAUAGCAAAAUGUUUUUAAAAGUGGAAAAAAUCAAGGAAGAAAAAUGGUAAGAAAUCAGUUCCUUGCACGGGCCACAAGCAAUGAUGUAACAGGCCUUGGUUUUGACACCCAUGCUUUCAAUGACAAUGUAAAUGUUUAAUAACUUUGAUUUUUUUAAAUGUCUCCAUUGUUGUAUAUUAUCUAGCAUUUUAAAAUGUUUUUAUUGUAUCUUCCGUAGACCAGUACUGAUUUAACACUAGCGUUAGAAAAAGUAAAGCAAUAAUUAUGUUGUACUAAUAUCUAACAAGUGAACCAUUUAAAUUGACUGAAUAUUCACUCUUAAAAAAUAUUGCCGUUUCUGAAUAAAAUAAGGUUCUUGAAUCAUGUGUCUUGUUUCAUUAAUGACAACAGGGUUAACGCAGUUUUUACAGUGACCACACUUCUUAUAACACUAAUGCCAAAUGAAUUUAGUACAAGUCUAUAAACAUGCGCACUAUUUCGCCCGCACAGUUUCAUACGCAGGAGCUCAAUUUCCCCCCUC